AUGGCCAAAGCUCUGCCCACGCGCGCAGAUCUCGUCGCCUACCAGCAAGGUGUCGCAGGCCAUGAUGGUACACUGUGCGACGUCGACGGCGAGCUUUUCAUUAAGCCCUGUACCCCCGCCGAAGUCGCAUUCUACGAAUCCUCUCUUGCGACCCACCAAGACUUCGCCGAAUUUAUGCCCACGUUCCUGGGAACGCUGACGCUGGACGAGCAGCAGAACGGCCAGACGAUUGAAGAAGUGGGCGCUGCUUUGAUCGCCAAGCAUACCAUCCCCGAUGUUCUAGGUGCUACAAAGUCGAGCAAGAAGAUAGUCACGGACCAAGCUGUGGUACUUGAGAACGCGGCGCAUGGCUUUGUAAAGCCUAAUAUUCUGGAUGUUAAGUUGGGGGUGAGGUUAUGGGCGGACGAUGCACACCAGGAUAAGAAGACAAGAUUCGAUAAAGUUACAGAGGAAACUACGCAUAAAGACUUGGGCUUCCGGAUCGCGGGCAUGAGAGUAUGGCAGGGCGCCAAAGCAGUCGGAAAAGACAUAGACGCAGACGGCUACAAGAUCUACGAUAAAAACUACGGGCGUUUUGAUCUUCAUAACGGAAAUGUACAUGAAGCAUUCAAGAACUUCAUCUUCGCCGAGUCGGCUGGUGUUGAUGAAGAGUUGGGCAAAUUAGUGGCGCAGGCGUUCCACGCGGAUGUUUGCAGGAUACAAGAAGUAUUAGAGGGCCAGGAAAGCGUCAUGUUCUCUUCUAGCCUCUUGUUCGUGUUUGAGGGCGAUGGAGUUGCUCUGCGCUCUGCUAUGGAGGAAGCAAGUCGUUCUCCGGCGACGCUUCAGAAUGACGAUGGAGAUGUGUCGUCAGAAGAGGACGAAGAUGAGGAUACGAGCCCCAAAAUCUAUAGUGUCAAGGUCAUUGACUUUGCACAUGCAAAGUGGACACCGGGUAUGGGUCCUGAUGAGAACUCUUUAGUUGGGGUCCGGAGUGUGGCCAAUAUAUUGAAGGAUCUGGGGAGUGUUUGA
Lachnellula hyalina is the source of this 1008-nucleotide messenger RNA. RefSeq names its product Inositol polyphosphate multikinase (gene ARG82). Lineage: Eukaryota; Fungi; Ascomycota; Leotiomycetes; Helotiales; Lachnaceae. Bases 1 to 1008 code for a protein of 335 amino acids. Gene Ontology annotation, biological process: inositol phosphate biosynthetic process; phosphatidylinositol phosphate biosynthetic process. Gene Ontology annotation, molecular function: inositol hexakisphosphate kinase activity; inositol-1,4,5,6-tetrakisphosphate 3-kinase activity. Gene Ontology annotation, cellular component: cytoplasm; nucleus. The record is from RefSeq and is a predicted model, not a curated record. The transcript has 2 exons.